AUGACAACACCAACAGGAGGUGCAGCAGGAGUGACGCUGCCCACUCCCGACUAUGGCCAUGUGACAGACGAAGUAGCGCGGGAAACGGGUCGUCGCAAUCAGAUUGACAUUGAGACCUACCGGGGAGACUUGGCUGCCGCAUUCCCUCCUGAGCUACGAGGGCGCUUGGACGUCCUCCUCUUCAACCCACCCUACGUCGUGACUGAUACGGAAGAGAUUUCAACCACAAGUCUAGCUGCCACCUGGGCUGGCGGUGCACAUGGCCGUGAAGUGCUGGACCGCCUGUUACCAGAAAUUCCAUCUCUGCUCUCAGCUCGUGGGCGCUUCUAUCUGAUCGCUCUCAAGGAAAACCUGCGGCCAGAUACCCCAGAUGACCUUUUGGCCGCCAUUCCAGGCAUGCGGGGAGCGAUUGUUGUCUCUCGCAAAUGUGGACGAGAACGUCUCAACGUUGUGUGUUAUACCCGGACACCUUCAUCCUGA
Molecule: messenger RNA, 480 nt
Organism: Monosiga brevicollis MX1
Lineage: Eukaryota; Choanoflagellata; Craspedida; Salpingoecidae
Exons: 4
Coding region: 1-480 (159 amino acids)
Biological process (GO): methylation
Cellular component (GO): eRF1 methyltransferase complex
Molecular function (GO): protein methyltransferase activity; nucleic acid binding; S-adenosylmethionine-dependent methyltransferase activity
Source: RefSeq, a predicted model, not a curated record